Molecule: messenger RNA, 3435 nt
Organism: Bacidia gigantensis
Lineage: Eukaryota; Fungi; Ascomycota; Lecanoromycetes; Lecanorales; Ramalinaceae
Exons: 3
Coding region: 1-3435 (1144 amino acids)
Biological process (GO): positive regulation of translation; mRNA stabilization
Cellular component (GO): cytoplasmic stress granule; cytosol
Molecular function (GO): RNA cap binding
Source: RefSeq, a predicted model, not a curated record
AUGUCCGCAUCAGCAGACAAACCUGAAUUAGAUCCUGCUUCUACAACAUCCGCAUUCUCUUAUGCACAAGCGGCAAAGGCGAAACAGUUCACAGCAUUGUCAGCGCCCUCAGAUGCUUCUCCAACAGACAUAACAGGCUCUAGGCCAAAGAGACCAGUAUCGUCGGACCGAGGUGCAGCGUCCAUCAGCCUUGAUAAAAACUCGGUCAAAAGGACAGCGAGCGAAGGGAGGGUUCCGGGAAAUACGGAUGCAUUUCAGAAGACAGAGUCUCAGCAGACAGAGCCAAAAGAAGGCACGGAAGAUGUGAAGGCUCGUACAUCCAGCGUCGCUACCAAGGAUGGAGAGCCAAAGCCAAUAUCUCUUCCACCAUCCCCAGAAUAUGAUACCAACUCAACACCUACCUUGCCUCAAGAAGAAUACAUGUCCUCCUUGGGCAAUGCUUCCUCUGAGUCGACUUGGGACAAACAAUCCCAAUCAAGUCAGAAUGGAGUGAAGCCUCAAGAGAAGACUGAGCGUGACGUUGAAGAUCCUCCGGCGGAUGCACCGUGGGACGAGGAGACUCCUUCUCCUCCAACGUUAAAAGAAGCGCCCGCUCCCAUAAGCAAUGUAUGGCAGCAAAGGAUAGAGGCGCAAAACGCUAAAGCAAAAUCCUUGCAACCAGUCACCCAACAAGUCACUUCUCCGAGGCCUGCUACCCGCCAGGAAUCUCUAAAUGGAACUGGGCGAUAUAUAGAGACAGCUUCAGACUCCAAAAAAGGAGAAGGCAAAAAGAGAGGCAAACCAUUCCCCGAUGAAACACCCGGCCUAGAAGGAAACAAAGUAGUCAGCAGAGAGAGGAAACAGAGGGUAAACGGCGAGGGAUUCAGCGCAGACAUGCCCAGGGACGCAACGUUCUGGCCAACCCCAGACACUGUCAAUGAGGAGCGAAAGAGAUCGCAGACGUCUCAAAAGGUAGAAGAAGGAGAGAAAGAAAAGGAUGUCGCCCAAAACCCGAAACCGAGCGGUAAGAAAGCUUGGACGCAUGUGCCUUUCGUCCCAACUGCUGUGUUUAAUACACCACUUCCUCAAGCCCGUCGUGGUGGUCGUGCACCUCCUGGCGGUAAUCGUGACAACCAAUCGCGUGGCCGAAACCAUGCCCCUAAUCGAGUCGAGAAGCCUGGUACUGCGACGAUCGACGCCAGAGGAGCUCCAGACGAGAGUUCGAGAACUUUUCCGAGCUCCGCCACAUCAACCAGCAAUAAUGCUAGGUCGAAGCGGGCUUCGAGCGCUGGCCCCGUGACUUCGAAAGACUCUACCAGUCCAGUCGAGGCUCCAGGAAGGGAAAGCAGCAAAGCAAAUGGCUCUAGUGACAUUCGAUUUGGCCAAACUAGAAAAGCAAGCCUGAACGAAUCUCGAAAACUAUCCAUGGUCCCAAUUCCUGCAACGCCUCAAAUCAAUAUGUCCACUCGACGCACAUCUCAACUAGAGAACGGCAUGUCUCCUUCACAAGCAGCGAAUCUCCACCAAGAUGGUGAGAGAAGGCAUAAGCGUUCCGCUCCAGACGCUAAUUCGCAACCUAAAGGCAACGCUGUUGAGAGACGAAACGAAGGGCCUAGCCGCCCGCUUGAAGCGGUGAAACAUGCCCAAGCAAAUAAUUCCACACGUGAGCGCGGAGAAGAACGGCCAGGACGAACUCGUGGCGCCAAUCGAGGCCGUGGAGGGGCGACGUAUGCUCCGUACGACAGAAAUACACCAAAUGGGAAUGAUCACUUUGGUGGACAGCCCAGCUCUUAUCAAACCCCGUUGACAGCGCCUUCAAGAUCCUUUUCGAACCACGAGCGGAUACCAUCACAGUCUCAAGGGGGUUUCUUUGGACCGUCGACGCCGCAUCGAAGCCUUCGGUCCUCUUCAAGGUCCCACUAUGGCUCAAGUUUUAUGUCCACAGGCGGAAGAUUCUCGCAUGGUCAAAAUCCUGGGCCCUCUCACUUGCCAAACAUUCAAACGGAUAUGGCUAACAUGUCCUACUUUCCUCAGGGAAUCAUGAGUGCAGUGCCUUACGACCCAUUUCAGGCUCAAGUGACCCUCUACGAUCUUGUACAGAUGCAAAUGGAGUACUACCUAUCCGUAGACAACCUGUGCAAGGACAUGUACCUGCGAAAACAUAUGGAUUCCCAGGGCUUCGUAUUCCUUGAUGUGUUAUCCCAAUUCAAUCGCAUUGUUACCUUGACCACAGAUGUCGAGCUAAUUCGCUACGUUUGUCUCAACUCUCAGAGAAUAGAGUUCAAACCAGGGCAGAUAUGGCAGGAUGGCAAAGAUCGACUUCGCGCCAGGGACGGCUGGGUCAAUUUUGUACUGCCCGCAGAGCAACGCUACCCAUCAGCACAAACCGAUGGGCCAACGCCAGCGCCAAAUAACGUGCAAAAGGAUCCCGUGAACUCGCUUGACGGUGGCCUUAGGUUAUCACCAGGAGCAAGUCCGAGUAAAGACUCAGCAGACUUGCAUUUUCACUCGCUUAAUGCCAUGGCACCUUCGGCUGUUGAACCUGCGCCGCAGGCUUCGGUGCCAACCAAUCAUUAUGAAGACAGCAGCCAGCCACCGCUUUCCGCAGCUGUGUCCGAAUUCACGCCGUCUGUCCACUCUCACGGCGGGCGCCCGUUUGCUUCUCCGGAUCUGCGUUCUCCGGAAACAAAGACUUUCACCGACGACGAGGUUCAGCACCUUCAGAUUGUGGUUCGACAGCCUAUCAAUUCUGCGUAUCCUCCUUUUCAAUCGGCUUCCUCACGAACGUUCUCCAACGGGUCUAUAGACGGUCGAGGUAUUAGCGAUGAAUUGUCGAAAGUCGCUGAGCGCCAAUCGAGACCUGUAAACGGAGAAGUCUUCGAAAGUGACCAAUCCGCCAGGUCACGAAGUCCAUUCGUCGCAGGCUCACCAAAUAAACGUACGGAUUCUGGGCGCUCGCCGCCUGUCCUCUGGACAAAGCAUAGCGAGAUCAGUGCGCUCGAUUCCCAGCCCAAUGAACUUGCACUUGAGAAUUACACCGAUUUCAGGCGUGAUGCUUUGAAACAGCGUGAAGAUAGCUCGAGUGGAAAGCCCUCGUCAAAUAUGCAGAAUCUGUAUCAUUUCUGGUCGCAUUUCCUCAUACGAAACUUCAAUAACCCAAUGUACGAAGAAUUCAGAAAGCUCGCCGUAGAAGACAAGCUUGGGCAUGAUUCGGCUGCCGGCAUGCAAAGCCUUAUGAUGUAUUAUGGGGAAGCGUUAUUAGGACAUCGAACAGUUCUUGACGACCGUAUAGUCCGUCACUACGUCGACAUGGUCCAAGCAGAGGACAAGGCUCAGGAUCGGCCGGCGUUCAAAAAACUCAGAAACGCAUGGAGGAACGGCGCUUUCAGUCAUAUGAAUCGUCAUAAAAUUUUGAAGAUAAUUAAUGAAGACUUGAGGUCCGAGCUUGAUCGAUAG